Molecule: messenger RNA, 558 nt
Organism: Pyrenophora tritici-repentis Pt-1C-BFP
Lineage: Eukaryota; Fungi; Ascomycota; Dothideomycetes; Pleosporales; Pleosporaceae
Source: RefSeq, a predicted model, not a curated record
AUGUCUCGCCAAGCACGCCAUGUCACGUGUCUUGGCGGCUCGCUAAAAGCCACGACGCCUGGCACCGGAGGUCACAAGAUGAAGAUGAAGAUGAUGAUUGCUUCAAACGGCCAUGCAGCGUUGACGUCUGGCUUGACACUGCCCACGUCGCACAUGGACGAGCAAACCAAGGCAGGCUGGAGAAGUGACCCACUCGAACCGAUUGGCCCGUGGCCUUGCGUACUCCACGUACAGUACAGGAUUAUUGUAUUGUCGCAGUACUUUUCUUCGCCUAGCCAUGCAUCUCUUGGCUGGCCAACCUGUCAAGGGUCAUCUGCCACAGUUGGAAGCCUAGCAUGGCUCCCUGGAUGCUCUGCACUCGUGCCUGAACGGGCUGCAGGCCUGAAGCAAGCAACUGCCCUGCUACCGCGCGGUCAAGAGGGUGUGAGACGAUCAUCGCUUGCUUACCGCGCUGCCUUUUCCAAGCUGAAGUGCGCCAAGUAUCGUCGUUCCUGCACAAGCCGGGUUGCUGCCGUGACAUCUCAGGCGAACCGGUCACGCGCAAGGUUUCGGUCGUAG